CUCAAAAACAAACAUGGCUUCUAUCACAGUUCCUAGGAAUUUCAGACUUCUAGAUGAACUGGAACAGGGACAGAAGGGGGUUGGCGACGGCAGUGUCAGUUGGGGUCUCGAGAAAGAAGAUGACAUGGACUUGAGGAUUUGGAACGGCAUGAUCCUUGGACCUCCGAGAACGGCAUAUGAAGGUAGGAUAUAUCAGCUUAGGAUCGAGUGCGGCACAGAGUACCCCGAGAAACCUCCAAACGUCUGGUUCCUCAGUAAGAUCAACAUGAAGGGGGUCGAGUCAAAUGGAAAAGUGAACCCGAAAGACGUGCAAAUGUUGACGCACUGGCUGAGUACCUACACGAUAUGCAACCUGCUCAGGGAGCUAAGGAGAUUGAUGACCCUGAAAGAAAACUGCAAACUGACACAACCGAGUGAAGGCAGCACGUACUGAGCUGAGUGGUGGUGGUGGUGGUGGUGGUAGUGGUGGACGUCAUCUCGUGGUGGGUGUGGUGAUGCCAUGGUGUCGAGAGAGUGGUAGUAGAGAGGAUGGGCUGAUGUUUAGGUGGUGUGGUAAUGAUGAAGAGGACGGGAUAAGGGGGGUGAGGAUGAUGAUGAUGUGAGGGGGUGUUGGGAUGAUGUAAUGGUUGGGUUAAGUGGUGUUGAUAAAUUACAACAGUGGUGGUGUUGGUGUGGUUUAGAUAUGGUUAACCAUCUUUUGGAAAUGUGAUGAUGAUGAUGAUGAGGAUGAAAUGUGAUGGUGGGAAAGAUGAAAUGGGAUGAUGAUGUUGAGGAUGCAAGGAAUUAAAUAAAUUGUGCUGCAUGCUUGCUUGCUUUUUGCUGAAUAAAUGCAUGAAUGAAUGCAUGAAUGAAUGAAUGCAUGAAUGAAUGUAUGCAUGAAUGAAUGAAUAAAUAAAUGAAUUAAUUAAUGGUUUGGUUUUAUUCGUCCACUCGUGCAUGCAUACAUGUAUGCAUGAAUGUUUUGAAGGUUGAAUGAAUUUGUCAAUGAACACGUGAACGAACGAACGAACGAACGAACGAAUGGACAACAGAAAAUAAAUUAUCAACUUUUUGAUGUCUCGCUAUUAAAAUGAUUGUUAUCUAAUUAAAAAAAAUUUCAUUAAUUCGUUGGACAAACGGAAUGAAUGAUUGAUUCAACGGGUUAAUGAAAAAAUGAAUGAAUGAAUUAAUUAAUUUGUUAAUUCACUAAAAAAUCGAAUGAGCAGAUGAUCGGUUAUGUAGGAAAAUGAAUGGAUGAAUGAAUGUUUGAAUGUGUGGAAGUUUUAUGAAACUUUCUACACCUUAUUGACUGUUUAUUUAUUACGUCAUCCAUCACGUUUGUUUACAUGUUUACAUGAUUUCACGGGCGAUGAUUGUUUCCAUCAGUUACAAGUUUUCAUCACUCACUUAAUCACUUUUUCAUCAUCACAUCCCCGAUGCAUUGCUAGCUAUCUAUUCAAUUUAUACUUGACGUAGGUGCAUCUUCUUAUGUUGUUAGCUUUGUCUGAUAAUUCAAGUAACAUUUUAUAGUAUUAAAAUUGAAGAGAUCGCUCAUUAUUAUUAUUUUGGUAGUUGUUUGUGGACGCCAUGUGCCUGGAGGAGUUCUUUUCUUUCAGAGUUUGCAUUUGUUCGGAGAGGCUAAUAAUGCAUUCUGUGUUGUGUGUGUGUGUGUGUGUGUGUGUGUGUGUGUGUGUGUGAGACUGUUUGCUUGAGUGUGUGAUUGCUUGCUCGUUUGUGCGUGUGUGUGUGUGUGUGUGCACUUUGCCAAACCCAUUUUCCCGAAAACUAAUUAAAGAUGUAUAAAUGGUUAUAAUGAUGAAUAGGCAUGAGGUUGUGCGAAUUUCAAGUUGUAGUUGUGGUGGUCGAGUGUGGUGGGCUGAGCUGAGGUCAACGGCUUCCUGAUGGAAGAUAUUAUUUGUUUCUACUUUGUUUCCAUCUACGUGGUUAACUAUUAUUACUGUUAUUAUUGUUAUUAUUAGUGUUACUGUUAUUAUUAUUGUUAUUAUCGUGGGUUUUCAUUGUCAUUUAUAUCGCAGCUAUCGUCAUUACUAUUUAUUUUAUUUGCCAUUAUUACACUGUAACGUUAAUUUUGAUUCAAAUAAAUGUCAAUGGGACG
This is a messenger RNA of Helobdella robusta, 2095 nucleotides long. RefSeq lists its product as hypothetical. The record is from RefSeq and is a predicted model, not a curated record. The transcript has 5 exons. Gene Ontology annotation, biological process: protein K63-linked ubiquitination; DNA damage tolerance. Gene Ontology annotation, cellular component: nucleus. Bases 14 to 433 code for a protein of 139 amino acids. NCBI's taxonomy places the organism in Eukaryota, Metazoa, Annelida, Clitellata, Rhynchobdellida, Glossiphoniidae.